UGUUUUCACAUCUUUAGUUGGUCAGAAAGUGCAGAGUCUUAAAAUUAAAACUCGAGCAAGAAGGAAUAUUUGAAAACUUCUCGCUACAAUAAACAAAAAAACAAUAAUAACGUUCAAGCUGAAAAUUAGAGUGAUUAACAUUUCCAACGUUUGCCGGGAACGGACGCGCGCUCGUGUAUAGGGAAUUUCCCGUCGAAGUCAUUCGUUGCCCCGUUAUUAUUGCUUUUCUUUCCACCUUUGCUGCUCUUCGCGAUACUAUAGCAUCCGUGCCAUUUUCUUGCGAAACAAGACGAAACACAGUGGGCUUCCUUUGUGGCACGAACUUCGAUCUAGGAAGCAGUUGAAAGUUGAACAAAAGUGUUGUUGCGAAAUCAAACCGAGUGAUCAAAAUUAGGAUUGCGUUGCUGACGCUUGAUUUGCCAACGGUUUCGGGAGAGCACACAACAAGCGACCGGGAGCAACACAGAUUCGACACCAGCGUGGUGCAAAAUGUUGAUCAAAGAAUUCCGAGUUACCCUGCCACUGACAGUCGAGGAGUACCAAGUUGCACAGCUCUACUGCGUGGCGGAGGUGUCCAAAAAUGAAACGGGCGGCGGCGAAGGUAUUGAAGUGCUAAAAAAUGAACCCUUCGACAACUAUCCACUGCUUGGUGGAAAGUACAAUUCCGGUCAGUAUACGUACAAAAUUUAUCACUUGGCCUCCAAGGUUCCGGCUUUCAUCCGGCUGCUCGCUCCCAAGGGAUCACUCGAGGUACACGAGGAGGCCUGGAACGCGUACCCGUACUGUCGGACGGUCAUAACCAAUCCUGGCUAUAUGAAGGAUAAUUUCAUCAUUUGUAUCGAAUCAUUACACGUCGCCGACGCUGGUGAUCAGCCUAAUGCUCACGAGCUGACUCCGGAGAAGCUGAAGCAGCGUGACGUGGUCCCCAUCGACAUUGCAAACGAUCCCGUGUCGCAGACGGACUACCGAGAAACGGAGGAUCCUACCAAGUUCAAAUCGGUUAAAACCGGUCGCGGUCCGCUAGUUGGUCCGGAGUGGAAGAAGAAGGUGUCGCCGGUUAUGACCUGCUACAAGCUCGUCACCUGUGAGUUCAAAUGGUUUGGGCUGCAGUCGAGAAUAGAGAACUUUAUCCAGAAGUCGGAACGGAGGCUUUUUACCAUCUUUCACCGGCAAGUGUUCUGCUGGAUGGAUAGCUGGCACGGGCUAACUAUGCAGGACAUCCGUGAGCUGGAGGACAAAACCAAAGAGGAGCUGGACAAGCAGCGCCACCUGGGUGAGGUGCGUGGUAUGCGUGCCGAAAGUGAUUAAUUUGUUCCCUCGGUACUUCGGGCUCUGCUACCUACUACUACUACUAUUACUACUACUGCUACAAAUGCUACGGCAUCUCGACGACGGUCACGAUUAUUGUGAGUUUACGGUAUCGGAGGAUCGCACGGGAGGAGAGUGUUAUUGGAUCUCUUCGCUAGCCGCGAGGUCCAUGACUCGUGAUCACGCCAGGAAUGGAGCAAAAAGUGUGUUAUAAUUUUUUUUUGUUCAUCGUUUUUUCCUAUAAUUUUUGUUUUCGUUCUCUCGCGGCGUCGACGAAAAAUGUAGGGCAGACUACGAAUGUGGUGAGUGGGAUGGAUAGAACUGUGGUUAUGCUAGCAGAGCGCUCAACAAGCAAAAUGUCCCCACGCCAGGUGGCUUAAAAAGUGGUCGGAAGUAAGUGUAAGUGCAAAGACCGAUUAAAAUAAUGUGUAAACAAAGUGAACGAAAAGCGGAAGCAGCGUUACAUUCUUCUUGUCGCGAUCGUCGUCGCAAGCAAGACACAUGUUGGAAUGGGAAGGUGACUGGGCAAUAUGAUUUGCAGAAAUAAACUGAACCGGAAGAUUCGAAACCCGAACUUGGAGCAAAAUGAAACAAAAGUUCACAGUCGAAUGAGAAACUACAAUCCGAAGCGCCUCCCACAAGCAGGGGCUUUUGGCGCAGAUGCGGAAAGAAAACUAAAAAUAGUAACACCGUAAAUUACCGCGCGUAAACCAUGGUAGAACGACGAUAAAGAAAUCAGUAAGAAUAGAAAGGCACAGCAGAAUGCUUAUUGCAAUAUUAAGCCGAAUAAAUUGCAUAAUGCAGCGUGAUAAUUGAUCGUUCGAAUUACAAAAAGUAUUGCAAAACCUUUACCACAAAAGCAGCUAAUAAUAGCAGCAAACAUACGGUAGAAAGAAACAAUAAAAAAAGUUAACGCGAAUGAAGCGGACAGUUCCGUUCCAAAGGAUGUUGAGGCAACGCACCAAUCCAGAAUCCGAAACUGCACGCAGUGUGUGACGGGUCUGCAAGUGCAUGUUGGUGUAUCUUUCAGCUUCUAUGAGCAAUAUAGUGAACCAAUAUCCACAGGACUUAAGACGCCAAUCACGAGACCCCACUUAGAGCUACGUUCGUUGAAGAGUAGAACCCAACCGACGACACAAUAAAGGGAAAAUGUAUAAUUUGCCUAAUCCAUUAUUCGAAAUGGCAGCAGUGGUGGGUGUGCUAAGGUUCAUAUUAAUCGCCUUCUGAACGGCUCUGGAUCCUUAACCUGCACCGAUUGAAUGAAACCGAUCGCGAACCGGAAACGCAAAUUGUGUUUCUGGUUCUGUGAAUCCCAGUAGCCAGUCGUCCCCAUUUAUCUUGUGUUUUGUGGUAGUAAGAUUAUUCGUUAGUUUUCAGUUCGUGUCUAUUUAUCAGCUGCGGGCAAAGUGUUUAGUCAGUCGUUCUUCACGUAUUUUAUUUUCUCUCAAAACUCCUGCAUGCGUUAAGGUAAGUUUGAUGCUAUUUUUGUUAUUUUUUCGUGAUCCACACCAUUUUUGUUAUCUGUUUGUACUUCUUUUUUUAAAAACUACAAAAGACAGCCCGAUCGACUGUAGCCGGCAGGCGAAUAGGAUAAUGUCGAACCAAUUGUAAACAUCAAGCAAAGAAAGAAAAGUUGCGUAGCAACGCUUAUUAAAGUGUAUAUUUUAAAAGACAACAAACACGUUUCAAGAGCAAUUAAGAACGCAAAGUGUUCAUAUGCCAGCUGAAAGCCGAGAGCGAGCAAUAGAGAUGUGCACUUGCCUAUCGAAAUCUCAAUCCUCCAUGUAGAACCGCAUCUACAAAACCAAUGUACUAGGGCCACAAACAGAAGAUUGAAAACCAAAGAACCGUGACAAACAAUCCCUUGAUUUGCUAGCUGAGGUGAUCAUCAAGCAUUGCUUACAAACAGAGAUCACCAUUAUUCGAUCGCUGGGACUCAUAGAUAGUUCGAUUUCAGAAGUGACACCAUUACUUAAACAGCGUGAAAGUAAGUU
Messenger RNA from Anopheles bellator, 3302 nucleotides. It is a transcript of the gene vib, whose product is annotated as phosphatidylinositol transfer protein alpha isoform. Gene Ontology annotation, biological process: phospholipid transport. The record is from RefSeq and is a predicted model, not a curated record. Gene Ontology annotation, cellular component: cytoplasm. Gene Ontology annotation, molecular function: phosphatidylcholine intramembrane carrier activity; phosphatidylcholine binding; phosphatidylinositol transfer activity. NCBI's taxonomy places the organism in Eukaryota, Metazoa, Arthropoda, Insecta, Diptera, Culicidae. Bases 490 to 1308 code for a protein of 272 amino acids. The transcript has 9 exons.